UUUACAAUUACGGCAAAGACAAUGUUGAAAACAUCUCAUCCUAGAAUAUGGUGGGAUUUCUGCGGAGAUCGUCUUCCUAUCUUACAAAAGUAUGCCAUUCGAAUUUUGAGUCAACCAGGUAGUUCUACCUUGUCCAAGGGUUAUUGGAAUGCAUCUGAGCUAGCACAAACAAAGAAGACAAACAUGUUGACAUCUGAGAUGUUGGAUAAUAUGGUGAAUGUAAGAUUGAACUCAAUGAUGAUGGAGAAAUUCAACACAGGUAAGGAAGAAUUUAUGGCUGAAAUUUUCCUGUGUUGUCGUGGAGGGUGCUAGCUAGCCAACUACUAAACAUAUUGGUUCCGAUUGGGGUUUCAUGAACCGAACUAAGUUUCUUGUCUCAGUAACCAAGAAUCAAGUCAUAUUGCAUGAUGCAAGUGAUGAAUUUGUGGGGAUCUGGUUAGUGGAGGCAAGUUUGGCUAUGAGAUCUUUUGGCUAAAGGUAAAGUUUAAAGCCUAAUGAAGGAAAACGUAUGCAACUUCUUUUCAUUCUCCAAUCCUGUUGUAUUCUACUGCAAUAUGACAAACAAACUUAAGCCAUUUGUCAAUCGUUGGAUAGAAUUCAAGAUAAUAUUAUUGGCUUUGGACAGUGGAGUUUGUGAAUUUAAUCGUUGAGAUUAGUCUAGAUAGGGAGAUAAUCUCCUCUAUGAUUUGGAAGUUGUAUAAAAGGAAGAUGAUGUUU
This is a messenger RNA of Quercus lobata, 717 nucleotides long. RefSeq lists its product as uncharacterized. Lineage: Eukaryota; Viridiplantae; Streptophyta; Magnoliopsida; Fagales; Fagaceae. The record is from RefSeq and is a predicted model, not a curated record. Gene Ontology annotation, molecular function: protein dimerization activity. The transcript has 3 exons. The coding region runs from base 22 to 312 and encodes 96 amino acids.